This is a messenger RNA of Rubroshorea leprosula, 1331 nucleotides long. Lineage: Eukaryota; Viridiplantae; Streptophyta; Magnoliopsida; Malvales; Dipterocarpaceae. The record is from the annotation of a GenBank genome assembly.
AAAUAACAUUCAGCAAAUUUUGGACAAUUCGAUUCCAAAAAUUUCUUCUUAUGUCCAAAAUUUAAGAAAGUUGUGUGUGGAGGGUUGUGGUAAUUUGAAAAAUCUAUUGACAUCCUCCAUGGUUGAGAGUUUUGAGCAAUUAAAUUGGCUUGAGAUUCGGGAUUGUCAUAUGAUGGAAGAGAUAAUACUUGCAGAAGAAUCAAUGGUUGAGGAAAGGAUGUGCAAGAUUUUCUUCCCUAACCUUGCGUUCCUAUUGCUCCAAGACCUUCCAAAACUCACAAGAUUUUGUUCUGGAAAUUACUUGGUAUUACCAUGCCUUUGGAAACUUAAGAUAAGCAAGUGCCUUGCGCUGAAGACUUUCAUCUCUAGCUUUAUCUUUGGAGACAUGAUAGCUAGUUCUGAAAAUGUCAAAAACACUUGUACACUUUCUCUUUUUGACGCAAAGGUGGUAUUCCCCAAAUUAGAACGUUUGGUUAUUGAACAUGUGAAGAGUUUGAAUAAGAUAUGGAAUGACCAACUCGAAGUAGAUUCUUUUUGCCAGCUAACUUUGGUGAGUGUGGUUUCAUGUGAAAAGUUAAUGAAUAUUUUCCCAUUUAGUAUGGUGGAAAGGCUUCAGAGACUAGACAAGCUCCAAAUACAGAACUGUGAUUCACUUGAAGAGAUACUUGAGUCUCCAGAACUUGGUGUUAGCCGAUCACAGGCUCAAAAGGCCAUUACGCUACCUUUGUUGGAAAUCGUCACAUGCUUGGAGGACGGUGUGAAGGAUGGGAUUGUCUUUAGCAAACUCAAGUAUUUGCAACUUUGUGGUGUGCCUAGACUUUCAAGCUUUUGCUCGGUUAAAUGCAAGUUUGAGUUCCCAUUUUUGAAAGAGGUGAUUUUGAUGGAUUGUCCAAGUAUGCAGACUUUCUCUAUGGAUGAAAUAAGAACAACAAGACUGCAGAAAGUAAAAUUGGCUGGAGAUGAAGAUAAAGACUUUUGGGAUGGCAACCUAAACUCAACCAUACAACUACAGUUCAUGCAAAAGGGUCAAGGUGAUUCUAAAAAUUGAGAUCAAAGAAAUUGUGGCUUAUGUCCUUUCCAAGUGAAAUUUGAUGGUCUGAGUGGCGUAUGCGUAAGUUGGAUGUGAAGUUGUCACGUUGCUUGGUGCCGAGAAUGUUACCUCACUAAACUAAACUGAUACCUUUUUUCUACCAAAAAAAAAAAAGGACACCUUUUCUAUUUCUUGUACACUUGUGCAACUUGUGAAAUGUAUUAUCAAAUUCAUGCCAAGCCUUUAAAUUCAUGUGUUAUUUUAAAGAGAGAAUAUCCUUCAAGAAAACAAAUAUUGCUUC